AUGGGGCUCGGCGCAAGCCUAGCUGGAAGCGCCGAGAGCGUAUGUCGCAAAGACGUGUUUCCGUUCUUGGAGCUUCCUCGAGAGCUCCGCGACCAGAUUUACGACUAUGCCUUCAAUAUCCCAGAAGACCGUGCUGACCGCGCACUUCGCAUCGAGCGACGGCAUCUGAAAUAUUUCAGACCAUCCGCCGCGUCCAUCCUCUUGGUGCUGCAUCAUGAGUACUUCCUCUUGAACCGCCAAAUUGCACGCGAGGCCCUCGGAUUGCUCUUCAAGAACCACACCGUGUAUCUCAGCUGUGGGCCGUAUGUGCUGAAGCAGCUCCUCUCGCGGAUCGAGGCCACAGGCGGCCCUGGCAAACGAUGGCUGAAGCGGAUCAAGAGGAUCGAGCUGGACUGGGUCACCUUCCCCAACCUCCGCAUAUACCCCCCGGAGCGGAGCGAGGGUAAGGACGAGUGGUACUGGGAGCACGACAACCAUGAAGUCGACGUCGACUACAUCCGCGGCGCGCAGUACAGCGGCCAUUACGACGAGCACGACUACGAGGGCGGCUACUACGACGACAACUUCUACGAAGCCGAAGACGCCUCGCUGUAUCCCACGUGGCCGGGCCGCAGCACUGCCGCCGCCGCCGCCAACCCCAACGACCCCUUCGGCUUCUCCACGCACUAUCCCUUCGCCGACCCUGCGCGCCCCGACGCCGUUACCGCCUCAGACAUCGACUCCAAGCUCGACCUCCUCGUCUCCCUCGAAGUCACCCCCCUCUUCGACUACCUCGCCUCCCCCGCGUUCGCCCUGAACAGCAUUACGCUCCCGCUGUACUUCCUCUCCCGCGCUUCGCAACAUCAGCGCACCGUCUCCCGCCCCGGAUACACACUCCCGCUCAAGAUCCGAUACUGGGUCCACAACUGCAUCCAUGCGCUGCUCAUGCUGCGGGACUCUGACACACUACAAGAAGUCAGGGUCAAGUACAUCCCCUGGGAUGUCUGGGCGAGCAUGGAGCCCGCGGAUGAUUUGAGGCGGAUGGUGGAGAUGGGUGUGUGGUUUCGGGGUUCUGAGGAAGGGAGCGGCGAGAGGGAAGGCGAGGGCGAGGCGUUUCGCGCUGUGUGGGCAGGUCUGGCGGGGAAGGGGGCGUGCAAUGGGGACGAGAGGAUGGGGUUAAGAGCUGAGGUGCGGUUUGUAAAGUGGGAAUUUGAUUUGGAUAAGCGGGUGGGGGAUGAGCUGGAGGUUGUGUUCACGAAGGGGGUGGAGUAG
Molecule: messenger RNA, 1251 nt
Organism: Paraphaeosphaeria sporulosa
Lineage: Eukaryota; Fungi; Ascomycota; Dothideomycetes; Pleosporales; Didymosphaeriaceae
Exons: 3
Coding region: 1-1251 (416 amino acids)
Source: RefSeq, a predicted model, not a curated record